AUGGUGCAAUCAAACGGAGCCAUCACCAGCACUAUUCUGAAAGCUCGAUUCGCCGAUGACGUGCGCAAGUCAUCGCUUCAUCAUGCCAACGAUUUGACAUUAAUUGAUUUGGUGCUCAAUGUGCAACGUAUUUUUGCUCUACCUUCAGACGCUAACUUCUUACUUAAAUAUAAGGAUCAAGACGGUGAUUUGGUGUCAUUAACCAGUGACCACGAUCUUCUUUUGGCGUUAAACACUGUUGGAGCUACUCUCGAUGUGACUGUUGUUGUCGACUCGAGAGCCCAUGAUUUAGUGCAAGACGUACAGAGACAAGUCGAGCAGAUAAAGCUCGACGUUGGGAAACUCCUUGGCGCAUUGUCUUCUCUCGACAAUCUGGCCUCUUUAGUUGAUAAUUCUUCAUCAUCAACGGCUCAUAUUUCUUCUAUCGCUGCUCCACCACAACCAACUCACCAUGACAACAUCGUACUCCAGAAGAGCUACGAAGCUGCCCCACCAUCUCCAGUUCCAUCUGAGAAACCUGAGCUUCCAGCAACCAUUCAGCCGUCCGUUCAAGAGCAUUUCAAUCAUCGUCCAGCUCACGUUGAGGAGGAAAUUCCACUGGAAAACAGCUUCCAUGCGCCACCAGCUUCCACCGGAGCACCAGCAUCUUUGGAAUCGCUGAACUCGAGUUUCUGUCAACCCCCCGUUGAGAGCUUCGGAGCUAUUCCUCCAUCAAAUGCCACAAUCCCAUCCUUCCCAACUUCCAAUGCGGCCCUUCCACCAAUUCAACAUGAGCAACAAUUCACACAAGCGCCACCCCAACCAUUCCAGGCACCACCUCCCCAGUCUCACUCAUCGAUUUCGUCGACCCCAGUUCAACAGGGACCACCACAAGGUGGACCACAGUAUGGAGCACCACCAACUCCUCAGAACUUCGGAGGGCCACCACCAUCGGGACCACCAUCUGAAUACGGAGGAUAUGCUCAACCACCUCAACAACAAAAUCCACCACAACAGUUUGGUGGGCCAGGCGGGCCACCACAGGGACAGUUUGGAGCCCCGCCACAGGGACCUCCGCAGUUUGGAGCCCCGCAUCCACAAGGUCCACCACAGUUCGGUGCCCCAUCUCCGCAAGGACCACAAUUCGGAGCCCCAUCGCCUCAAGGACCACCACAGUUUGGAGGGCCAAAUGGACCAUCACCACCACAAGGACAGUUUGUGAGCCCACCCCAACAAGGAUUCGCUCCACCACCGCCAGUCUCCCAAGCUCCAGGAAACUUUGCUCCGCCACCACCAUCAGGAACCCCUGGAGCUUUUGCACCACCACCGUCAGGCUUUGGAGGACCGCAAGGACCACCACAAGGCGGACCUGUGGGAUACGGACCACCAGGAGGUCCAGGAGCUUUUGCCCCACCACCAUCAUCGUUUGGUGGGCCUGGAGGACCACCACAAGGCCCCCCUCAAGGAGGACCACCGACUGGAUUCCCACCAGCUGGGGCUGGAGCCCCAGGAGGGAAUCCAUUCGCGCGGGGGCCAGGGGGACCAGGUUAUCGUCAAUCUCCGUAUCAUCAAUAG
This is a messenger RNA of Caenorhabditis remanei, 1554 nucleotides long. RefSeq lists its product as uncharacterized. Gene Ontology annotation, biological process: endoplasmic reticulum to Golgi vesicle-mediated transport; COPII vesicle coat assembly. Bases 1 to 1554 code for a protein of 517 amino acids. The transcript is spliced from 3 exons. Gene Ontology annotation, cellular component: endoplasmic reticulum exit site. NCBI's taxonomy places the organism in Eukaryota, Metazoa, Nematoda, Chromadorea, Rhabditida, Rhabditidae. Gene Ontology annotation, molecular function: identical protein binding. The record is from RefSeq and is a predicted model, not a curated record.